Messenger RNA from Bursaphelenchus okinawaensis, 1511 nucleotides. The record is from the annotation of a GenBank genome assembly. NCBI's taxonomy places the organism in Eukaryota, Metazoa, Nematoda, Chromadorea, Rhabditida, Aphelenchoididae.
AUGUCGGUUUUGGGUAACCACAGCCACAACACGGACUGUCUCAACGUGGGCAAUGCCUCGGAGCAAGCUGCUUUUAUGAAACAUCGGAGGGAGGAACUGCAGCAUAUCUACAAGGUCUACUACGGUCUAAUACCAUUCCCUCUGGGUGUGGUUGCUUUGGCAUGUGCUACACUGUACUCUGUCGCUUGUUUUAGAGCGAUUAGAGCUCACAGAGUCAGUAGGAAGAGUUAUGUUUUACUGCUGAAUAGGAGUUUGGGCGACAUAUCUACAUGCAUAUGGUCGUUUGUGAUAUGUGCGUAUGUUCAUGCCGUCGAGUAUCCGAGGUAAGUUUUUUUCCAGUGGCUACUGAUAAUCUACAACUUUAUAUAAUAUCGUAGCUAAACUUUUAACACCAAUAUCAUUCUGUAUUGCAGCCCCGAGAUCGUCCAAGUCAUCGACUCAGUCUUCAUGGGCUGUUUCUGGGCUGGCAUGACAUCGUAUGUCGCUCUCAGUUUCCUCAAAUUCUACGCCGUAGCUCGGCCUCUAGACUACCGUAAUAACAUCACGAUGCGACGAUGUAUCUACCUGAUAUGUUUAUCGUGGUUCAUAUUCUUUGUCAUGGUCUGUUACUCGGUGGGUGCUAGUGCUUUGUCCAACAUCGAAAGCCUACGGGAUUGGUCAGGUUGUCGCAAGGAAACCUGCCAGAGAAGCUUCUACAGGUUCAGGAAUACCUGUGUUUGCGUGGUAUAUUGCUCUACGUUAGUGUGUUUUGCUGGCACUGGUAGGUUACUUGGAUAUUUACUUCAGGAACAGUUUAAAAUUUGAUAUCAACAUUGAAGAAGUCGUAUAUUAUAGUAGUUUUCAUUCGAAAUCGAACAGUGUCGAUAUUAUAGUCAAUCACUUCUUUUUUUAAAUUUACCAUAUCAUUAUGUUACAGUAAUCCUCAUCAAACGCCACCAACGCUUCACCAGGAUCCACAGUCGCAAAGCCGAGAACACUGAGCAAGUUGGAACCAAGCCCAACAAGAAAAAGCUCAGAGAUCGCUUUCCCUUGUGGAAGUUGGCCGUCAACGUGUGUACCUUUGCCAUUUUUGAUGUGUUCUACGUGAUCUGGGGAGCGUCGCUUCUGAUCGGCGCUGACAAAUGCUUUUAUAUGCGAAAUUUUACCAAAAUGGCAUGGUUAUUGUCGUUUCUACAUCUGAGUAUUCUGUUUAGAAUCAUUCUGGAUCCAUGUAUUGCCUUCUUCGUUGAUAUUCCAGUAAGUUUUUGAGUGAAAGAGCUAUAUUAUGUUAUAUUGCUUUGAAAAGAAGUAGUACUUCGAGUACUAAAGCAAAAAUUACUCAUAAAUUUAUCGAAUUUCAGAUAAGACGCUCCAUGCUACAAGUCCUCGGCCUACAAGACUACCUCAAAUCCCGAAAAGCAGCCAAACUGGAAUACAACUCUUCAGAAACUCCAGCUCGUACCGCUAGUACCAGUAAUUCGAAUAAUACUCGGAACUCCACUGUACGAACACGUCUUGGCUCUCUCACAUGA